Aureobasidium musti is the source of this 1104-nucleotide messenger RNA. NCBI's taxonomy places the organism in Eukaryota, Fungi, Ascomycota, Dothideomycetes, Dothideales, Saccotheciaceae. The record is from the annotation of a GenBank genome assembly.
AUGACGACAUACAUUGACUCAAACAAAGUCCAAUACUCGAUCCGCUGCAACACCGACAAUUCUUACGACUCGUUUAAUUCUACAUCUGUCAGCACAGGAGGAUUCGGAAAAUGCUUUCCAGCAUGCGACAACCUCGCGGCGUGCGCAGGUUUUACUUUCGUAGGAUCCGACUCGGGGACAUGCUAUUUCAAAUCCAACCUUCCAGAGGAUAGUUAUUCAAGCACCGCAGGAAGCAACUAUGUAACAGUCGCUUUGCUGAAUCGAGAUGAUCAAGUUCAUCCACCAGCCGAUGCCCUACCAACAAACUCUCCUGGCCCAUCGCAUGGCUCUAAGAGUACGCCUAUUGGUGCUAUCGUUGGAGGUGCCAUAGGUGGCUUGGUUCUUCUUGUUCUUCUCGCUCUGCUCGUGUUUCUUUGUUUACGCAGACGGCGCAAAAAGAGAGAGGAGAUCAAGUCCGCCACUCAGAGCUUCCCACCAGGUCCCAUGGAGCCUCAUCCGAAAAGUGACUCUCCUUUCGCAGCACUUGGUGGUAAGCUGGACCCGACUGUCUUCACGACCAACGCUAAUUCAGACACAGGAUUCUAUGGAGGGCUUACAACAGCACCGAAGCAAGCACCACUCGAUGAAUCUCAGCUCGCCAGAGAAGAUUCUGCAAACGAAUUCGCGGCAGCAAAGUUCGAUAGGCCCGCAGCUACAUCGGCUGCCUACAAGCCAACUGGUCCAGCAGAAGUGGAAGGCAGACCAAUAUAUCCCUCGGCGAAGGUCGGUCCUGCUCCAGUGGAAAUGGAUGCAAGUUCUCCUAUAAUGGCACCGAAAACACCAAUGUCACCACAAGUUGAUGAAUCACCCGUCCUAGGAAGAUAUGCUUCAAGCGCCUACGCUAACGGGCAGAGCAAUCUUGCAGAUGAAGUGCGCAGAAGACAGCAUAGUCGACACAUCAUGAGCUGGAACAAUUACGACGACAGAAGUGCGAUAUCGCCUCCUUCGUCCAUGACAAUGUCUCCAAGGAUCGGUUCUCCAGAUGUAAGUCCUUUGGUGAACAGCUCGAGAGAUUCGACUGCCAGUAAAUCGCCACCUGAAAGAUACCGAGAACAUUUCAUAUAA